This is a messenger RNA of Arxiozyma heterogenica, 1374 nucleotides long. RefSeq names its product pseudouridine synthase PUS6 (gene PUS6). Gene Ontology annotation, biological process: enzyme-directed rRNA pseudouridine synthesis. The transcript has a single exon. NCBI's taxonomy places the organism in Eukaryota, Fungi, Ascomycota, Saccharomycetes, Saccharomycetales, Saccharomycetaceae. The coding region runs from base 1 to 1374 and encodes 457 amino acids. Gene Ontology annotation, molecular function: RNA binding; pseudouridine synthase activity. The record is from RefSeq and is a predicted model, not a curated record.
AUGGUAUCUAUACGUAUAAAAAAUGGCUUCAGAUAUGUAACACCAUAUUAUCAUAAGAAUAGGAUUUUUGUUAAAGGUAGAUGGGUAGGGAAACCGUUAUUAGAUGUCUUAGUUAAAGAAUUUAGGUCCUUUGAUAAAGAUUAUUAUACUAGAGCAAUCUUCAAUAGCAAAUAUAAAUUGUAUAGAGAUGGUAUUGAAUUGCCUUUAUUUUCCACCACUUCACCCCCCUCUUCAAAUCUGAUUAUAAAUAAUAAUAUAAUCAUUCGUUCCGGCGAUAUCUUAGAGACCAUAAUACAUAAGCAUGAACCACCCAUCAAAUAUUGGUUAGAUGUAUCAAAAGAUCAAUGCAUCAUUGAAAAUGAUCGUUUUAUAGAUGGGAUUCCCGUUGUAUUUGAGGAUAAUGAUUUGAUUGUGGUAGAUAAACCAUGUGGUAUCCCUGUACAUCCGACAGGUGGAUAUUAUUAUAAUACUUUAACUGGAGUGAUUAAACAUAGUUUAACACCAUAUACUACUAAUAAUAAUAGCAGUAUAGAAAUAGAUACAAAUCUGUAUCCCUGUCAUAGAUUAGAUAAAGUUACAUCUGGUGUGACAAUAUUAGCCAAAAAUAAGCAAAUGGCCAAUAUCAUUCAAACAGGUAUUCAGUCUCAUGAUAUGCAAAAAUUGUAUUUAGCUAGAGUCCAUGGUAAAUUCCCAGGGUCUGUAGUCAUUAAUAAUAAUAAUAGUAGUAGUAGUAAUAAUAAUAAUAUUAGUAAUAAUAAGCAAAUUUUAUCACCAAUUGACCCAUUAAAUAUUGAUCUAGACUCAAAUUGUUUAAUUAAAUGUGAAUCCCCCAUUUACACUGUCCAAACAAAAAAACAGUUCCCAAACGGAUUGGGUCCAUCGCGUCCAGCAGAGACAAUAAUAUAUCCAUAUUGGUAUGAUAUGGCUACAAAUCAAAGUGUAGUAAUAUGUAAACCCUUGACAGGCAGAACCCAUCAGAUUAGAAUCCAUCUUUUUAGGUUAGGUUAUCCUAUAGUAAAUGAUACGUUGUACUGUUCGCAAGUAACAAAAUACCCUCUGUAUUUAGAUUUCAUCAGAAAAUAUGAAGCAUGGGAAGAGUGUCUCAAUAGAGACCAAUUGGCUGCUGAUUUUGAUCAGCUAAUUAAAGAAGCAACUGAUGUUAGACAAAGUAGAUUAGUAUCCUUAAGGAAGAACGAUAGAGGUUUAACCUGUGAUAAAUGUGAAUUGCCUUUAAUGGAAGAUCCCGAAGAUUUUACUGAUAUGGUUCUAUAUUUACACGCAUGGAAAUAUUAUCAAAUAGAUUCUUCGAGCUUCAACGAUAAAUAUGGCAGUUUUGAGACAAGGCUGCCAUUCUGGGCUGUUGCCAGUCAAUAA